Messenger RNA from Oreochromis aureus, 1679 nucleotides. Its product is annotated as PRELI domain containing protein 3B-like. Gene Ontology annotation, biological process: phospholipid transport. The record is from RefSeq and is a predicted model, not a curated record. Gene Ontology annotation, molecular function: phosphatidic acid transfer activity. Lineage: Eukaryota; Metazoa; Chordata; Actinopteri; Cichliformes; Cichlidae. The transcript has 6 exons. Gene Ontology annotation, cellular component: mitochondrial intermembrane space. The coding region runs from base 84 to 665 and encodes 193 amino acids.
UCAGCCCCUCCUUCCUUCCUCUCUCAGCGGUCACGCUGCCAUUUGUCGCCGGCUCCCGUGCUGUGACAGAAAAAUCGGUAAAAAUGAAGAUUUGGACGUCAGAGCACAUUUUCAACCACCCAUGGGAGACGGUGACCAAGGCUGCGAUGCAGAAGUAUCCCAAUCCCAUGAACCCCAGUGUCUUUGGUGUGGAUGUUAUGGACAGAAGUGUGGACACUGAGGGACGGUUACACAGCACCAGACUGCUCAGCACAGAGUGGGGGCUCCCUGCUUUGGCCAAGUCGAUGUUUGGGGUAACAAGAACAUGCACGUAUGUCCAGGAACAUUCAGUAGUGGACCCUAAACAGCAGACCUUUGAGCUGCAGUCUACAAACAUUUCCUUUACCAACCUCGUGUCUGUGGAUGAGAAGUUGACAUACAAGCCACAUCCACAGGACCCAGAAAAGACAGUGCUGACACAGGAGGCUCUGAUCAGUGUGAAAGGCGUCAGUCUGAGCAACCACCUUGAGGGUCUCAUGGCCAAGACCAUAUCCGUCAAUGCCAGCAAGGGUCGGGAGGCGAUGGAGUGGGUAAUCAGACGGUUAAACACAGAAAUCGAGGAGCUGACCGCCACUGCUCGCGGUACCAUGCGAUCCCCCAUGGCGGCAGCAGUUGCAGAUAAAUGAUCUGGAUCUUCCCGGUUUCUUACUCCACCAUCAUGAACCGAUGGGCUUCUCUGUAAUUUUCCCCUCAAAGGGGACCCUCACCUCAUCUGCCAACACAACCUAUUAACCACAGCCCCAUCCUUCGGCCCUGCGUUUGUUUGUCAUGAGAUCAUUGUUAGUCCUUCCUCAGCAGUCUGCACCAACAAGCUUUUACACCAGUCAGGUAGUGACGAGGAAGUGUUGAGCUGAUGACGGUUUAAAAAAUUAAACAACACUUAAAUUGGACUGCACUUGAAGCUCAUAUGACUUGGUCUUGUGAUAUGGAAGCUUUUUUUUAGAAUUGAAUUCACAAUGUGCCUCUGAAUCAUCUCACCGGGUUCUUCCUUUUGUCUCUCACAUUUCAUUAUCGCUUUCAAAUCUUCAUAAACAAGCAGAGGAUGGCUUGAUUGGAUCAACUUUAAUGUCAGCUUUUGGAUUGAUUGACCAUGCCGUGCACAGCAAAGCUGACUGAAAUGACUCAAAACCAAACGCUGCCAUGCACACAGACUGUAAAAGAAUAUGAAAGUAAAGGGGAAACUGUAAGUUACAAACUGCAUCAGCUUUCUGUCAGGUGGAUGGAUCAGAUCCCGUGUACCUUUGGGUGAUGUUUUCACCAUAGCAGAAACUCUUUGAAAAAGUGCAACUUCCCUCAGAACAUGGGUUAGAGUUUGAGGUCUGAACAGUUCAAACUCGUCCUGCUCAGAGACGAUAGGAAGUGCUGGCAGUCAAAAAAUAAUAGGCAGUAUGCAGAUGUACUUGAGUGAUACUGCAUCAUAACUGUGUGAGGGGUCACAGGAGAGUGAGAGAAGGUGUUGUAGAGCAAUGAAGGCAGCUUAGACUUGUUAUUUAACAAACGUCUCAGUGCAUUUAAACCAAGUGGAGCAGACUGUUGUUAAUUAAAUUGUGUUGCUAAUUCAUGACUACUGGUGUAUAUGCCACAGCUGUCAGCACAGUGGGCCGGACUUUGCAAGUGUUUUUGUCUUUUUUUUUUAUCUC